AAAGAAUUUAAAACGUAAAAUUAAAGCCCUAAUAGAUCAAAACUCGAUUUCGAUUACAUAUAAACAAUUUAAUCGGAUUCCUAUGCAGACAGAAAAAUCCAUCUUCUCAUGCUCGAUGGAAGGGAGACCUCCAUCACGAGCUACUACACCGACGACGACGAAGGGGACAGUCUUAAUUUCCUAAUCCCUCAAAACCCUAAUUUCCACGCAAAGUAGGGGAUCCCCCAGUUUGAGAAUUCCAGAAUUUGUAUAGAAAAAGAUUAAAAAUGUUUUCGUGGAAUUUUGCGAAGUCGGCCGAGGCAAUGUUCUCGCGUUGGGCCGUGAAGAGGGUUUGCAAGUUCGUGUUGAAGAAGAAAUUGGGGCAUUUCAUAUUAGGGGAUAUCGACCUAGAUCAGCUUGACGUGCAACUUCGCGAGGGUACGAUUCAGCUUAGCGAUCUCGCGCUUAAUGUCGAUUGUCUCAAUGAGAAGUUGGGUGCAGCAACAUCAGUUAUUAUAAGAGAAGGAUCCAUUGGCUCUUUACUUGUUAAAAUGCCUUGGAAGGGUGAAGAUUGUCUGGUGGAGAUAGAUGAACUUGAACUUGUGCUUGCUCCUUGUUUGAAGAAUGAUUCACCAGCUGGAAGUGAAACUUGGAGUUCAGUUCAGGAUGGCAACAAUGGCCUCCAUUCUGACUCAAAAAAGCUUGCGCAUGACUCGUUGGAUGACACUACCAAACCUAUAUCUGGGGAUGUUCAUGAAGGUGUCAAGACAAUUGCAAAGCUGGUCAAACGGUUGCUUACAAGUUUCCAUGUCAGGAUAAAGAAGUUAAUAGUUGCAUUUGAUCCAUAUUUGGAGGGUGAAAAGAAUAUGGGUAUUCGCACAACCCUAGUGCUUCGAAUAUUAGAAACAGAAUGCGGAACUUGUGUUUCUGAAGAUGCCAAUUCUAAUGGUGGUACAAUAGUUGAGAGCUUUCUUGGAAUAAGUCAAUUGACAAACUUUGUGAAAUUUCAAGAAGCGGUACUUGAGCUUCUUCGAAUUGAUGGUGACAAUAAUAAAGAAAGCUCUCCAUGUGUAUCAGGAACAAGCUUUGGUGACUAUUUUUCAGGGGGCAGUCCCUUAAAUACUACCACUCCUGUUGUGACAGGGAAAAAGGGUGGAUUUUCUGGGAAUGUAAAAUUAAGUAUUCCUUGGAAGAAUGGGUCCUUAGACAUUCACAAAGUGGAUGCAGAUGUUCAUAUUGAUCCUGUGGAAUUGAGACUUCAGCCCAGUACAAUAAAAUGGCUCUUGCUUUCAUGGGAAACUUUAAAGAAACUGGACAAAGAUUGUGAGGGUCAUAUGCAUCAUAAUCCAACGAAUUCUUUUAACAUCAAUGCUGCAUCCUACUGCAACUCAUCAACAGCAGUUUCUACUGGACAUGUUACUGACAAGGCAAUGCUAAGUUGUGGUGCCUCUUCAAUGGACACCUCUACUUUGCCCCUGCAGGAUUCAGUCUCUGAGAAUUUUCUACCCGGGUCACAUGUCAUAUCAGAUUGGGUGCCAUUUUCCAUCCCUAAAAUUCAGAAAGAUGGAAUUGAAGAAGAAAUUGACUUUGGGGCAAGUGUGGAUCAAUUCUUUGAAUGUUUUGAUGGGAUGAGAAGUUCCCGAUCGACUUUGGCUAGCAGUGGGAUGUGGAACUGGACAUCUUCUGUUCUCAGUGCAAUUACUGCUGCAUCCAGCCUUGCUUCUGGAUCUUUGCAUAUUCCCUCUGAACAGCAGCAUGUUAAAACCACUGUGAGAGCAGCUCUUGCGGAAAUUUCUUUCAUGCUUUCAUUUCAUGAUGAAGACCAAAGGCAUUUGUGUGAUCCUCCAGGUGAUCAGGCUAAUGUUCAUCAUUUAGGUUCAGAAUGGAGAGACAUUGUUCUUCAAUUGCAGGUAUGCCCUCAAGAAAUGAAGUUUGAAGGAAUGGUGAAUUGUAUUGUGGUUGCUCAUUACUACAGCAGUAUAAAUACUGCCACGAACUUUGGUUGGAAGACGUGUACCGAUAAUAAUGCCAGUCAAAAGCAUUUGAUUCAUCAACUGCAAGCUGAAGUUCAAGGUGCUCUUCCUCCGUUUGCCUAUCCUGCCGAAGAUUCUUAUUCAAAUGAAGUAAACAGUUCAGUUGCUGCAGAUUUUCCUUUUGGAAGUAGGGGUGGCAUAGUCAAAGUGACAUUGCUUAAAACUUCAGGGGUCACUCAUUGCCAAUUUUCUGCAUGUUCCAGUUCAUCAGAUGGCAGUUUUACCGGGCCAACAUUAUUUUCAUUGAACUUAGCACCUUUUGUUUUCUGGGUGAACUUCCCUCUAAUAAAUACACUGAUGAAUCUAUCUGUGGAAUUGAUAAAAUCUGUUGAGAUGAACAGCAAGAGGAAUGAGUUUCCACCCCGGGUCUUCAAUGAGAAGCAAGGAUCAUCUCCGGAUGGUAUCAGAAGAGGUUCUACUCUUUACAUGACAAGCUUGUCUUCAACAGAAAGGUUGUGUGUCAAUAUACUUAUGCCCAACGCUCGUGUAAUUCUGUGUUUCCAUUUUGAGAGCAGCGAAGAUACUAGAGGCUACUCUUCCUGGGAUCAGUUUCUUGUUCUUGAUUUUUCAUCACAGUCAGCAUUGAACAAGGGAAUAGAUAAAGACAGCAAUUCAAAUUCAGAUGCAAGUUUACAGAAAAAAAAUUCUUUGACGGCUACGAGGUCUUUGCAUUUGCAUGUUGGUGAUCUUAAAAUUUACUUGGUUUCUCCUGCAAGUGAGGCUGAGGUUGGAAUAGACUCCUGUAAUGUAAAGAAUCAGAAAUUUUCUUCUGAGAACAUUCUCUCAAUGGCAAACAAAAAAGGUGGUCUUGCUGUCAUUAGUAUGCUUUGGCAGGAGGGUCAUGCGACUGGUCCUUGGAUAGCAAGGAGGGCAAAGUUCUUAGCCACUUUAGAAGAAUCAAGGAAUAGACAUAAAUUUGUGGGGAAGGGUUUUGAGUUUGCAUCUGUGUCUACUGUUAAAGAUCUUGAAGGGUUAAAGUCUCAAACUCGACAAGAGAUGAUUCUGAGCUCCGUAUUAUGCCUGCAUGUUCAUCUAUGUCCUGUUACAAUUAAUCUUGGUAGUUCUCAAUACAAAGUCUUACAUGGUUUUUUAAAUGAGGUGAUAAGUGGAUUCUCUUGUGUGGAUUCUGAUGCUGCCAAUUCUAGGAAAGGAUCUUCCGUGUCUCAAACAUCAUUUUUUGUGGAGUGUGAUACAGUAGAAAUUUUAAUGAGCCCAGACGUGAAAGAGAUUAAUGUGGGCUCGAUGCAGCGUGAACUUCCUGGAUCAUGGUGUUGUCUGAAACUUAAAAUUCAGAAGUUUGAAUUGCUGUCUGUCUCAAAUGUUGGAGGUAUUAAGGAUGCCAGCUUUUUUUGGCUAGCCCAUGGAGAAGGCAAAUUGUGGGGUUCCAUCAAUGGGAUUCCUGAUCGAGAGUUUCUUCUGAUAUCAUGUAGUGAUUCUACCAUGAAACGUGGUGAUGGAGGAGGUUCCAAUGCCUUGUCGUUUAGAAGGGCUGGUUCUGAUAUUGUAUACCUAUGGGAGCCCAAUAGUUUUCACGGUUUUACAUCUAUAAAUGUCAGAUGUAGUACAAUUGUUGCAACAGGUGGUCGCUUGGAUUGGUUGGAUGCAAUAUCCUCCUUUUUCAGUUUGCCUUCUCCUGAGACUGAACAAGCAGGUAACAAUAGUAUGCAGAAGGGGGAUUUGAAUGCAUCAUGUGGAUCUACUUUUCUCCUUAACUUGGUUGAUGUUGGAUUGAGUUAUGAGCCCUACUUAAAGAAUUUGGUGCACGGGAUUGAAGUUCCAGAUCCUAAGUGUUAUUCUUCAAGUGCCAAAGAAAAAGAAUGUUUCGGUGAGCAAGUUGCUUGUCUGUUAGCUGCAUCUUCCUUCAAUGUAUCAAAUUCAACUAUGGCAAACUCAAUUGGUAAUGAGUGCAAAAUCAGAGUGCAAGAUCUUGGGCUUCUUCUUUGUACAGUGUCAGAGCCCAAUAAUCUUGAUGGCACUUACAGUGUUGAACAUCUUCACAAGGUUGGCUAUGUUAGAGUUGCUCGGGAGGCACUCAUCGAAGUUAUCUUGAGAAAUAAUUGUAAGAAUGGGCUCCUCUGGGAGGUGGAAUGUUCUAAAUCUCACAUUUACGUGGAAACUUGCCAUGACACCACUUCUGGUCUGAUCCAUUUGGCUUCUCAACUUCAGCAGCUAUUUGCUCCUGAUUUGGAGGAAUCGGUUGUGCAUUUGCAGGCUAGGUGGGACAACGUCCAGAAGGCACAAGAGAGGAACAAUUACAAUGGUGAAACUAGAACCUUCAAUGGUGAAUCUGGGCCAUCAACUUCUGGAGUUCAUACUGCAAGUGAAGAUGCAACAAGUGAACCCAGGUUGGUUGGCUUGAUGGAUGAGAUAUGUGAGGAUGCAUUUCAGUUUGAUAACUGUCAUACCUACCAAUUUGAUUCUUCUGAAUCCCACAUUUGUGUUUCACUUGAUGAAAGUCUUCUUAGAGAUGCAUGUAGCUUAAAUGUUGAAACUCCUGAAAGAUUAUCCCAUGAUUUGUCCUUCAAUCGGUCGGUGCCUGUAUUGGGACUGGAAAGCAGUCAAAACUCAUUUUUAGAAGAAGGAAACUUUCCAGAAUUUAUAGAAGGCUAUUGUUUAUCUGAGUUGCGCCCUCUGUCUGAAUUAUCCAUAGGCAGACAAUCUAUGCCUGAGUUACCUAAAUGCAGAUCCAUGAAUGCGGAGCAUGAAGGUCUUGGAAAAGGAAAUAGUGGAUGGUAUGGGGACACCUAUUUAAGCAUUGUAGAAAACCACAUUGCAGAGUCAAGUGAGCAAAGUGGUGUGAGACAAUUUGUGGAAGCAAAACUCCCUUUUAUUGACAAUACAAAACAUGAUGAUAUCGGAAAGGUUACAGGACGUGUACUUUUGAAGAACAUUGAUGUCAGAUGGAGAAUGUAUGCUGGUUCUGACUGGCAUGAUUCUAGAGACGAUGGCGAGCAUUAUGCUAAGUAUCAUGGAAGGGACAAAACUGUGUGUCUGGAGCUUUCUUUAUCAGGGAUGGAAUUUCAAUAUGACAUUUUCCCAAUUGGUGGAGUACACGUGUCUAAACUUUCCCUUUCAAUUCAAGAUUUUCAUCUCUACGAUAGGAGCAGGGAUGCACCAUGGAAACUGGUGCUAGGCUAUAAUUAUUCAAAAGAUCAUCCUAGAGAAUCUUCAUCAAAAGCAUUGAAACUGGACUUAGAAGCUGUCAGACCAGAUCCUCUAAUUCCUCUCGAGGAGUACCGGUUACGCAUUGCUUUCCUUCCCAUUCUAUUGCAUCUUCAUCAGUCCCAACUUGAUUUUCUCGUCAACUUUUUUGGGGCAAAGAACUCAUCAGUUGACCAAUCUCCUGAUUGUCACGAAGAGCCAGAUAGUUCAAAAUUGUUGCAUGGCCAUACAAUUGCCAAUGAGGCAUUCCUUCCUUACUUUCAGAAAUUUGAUAUAUGGCCUGUUCUUGUUCGGGUUGACUAUAGUCCCCACCAUGUUGAUCUUGCGGCACUAAGAAGUGGGAAGUAUGUAGAACUUGUAAAUCUUGUUCCCUGGAAGGGUGUUGAGCUUCAACUGAAGCAUGUCCAUGCUGUUGGUAUCUAUGGCUGGGGCAGUGUUUGUGACACAAUUAUAGGGGAGUGGUUGGAAGAUAUUUCACAAAACCAGGUUCAUAAAAUAUUGCAAGGCCUUCCUACUAUCCGAUCAUUAGUUGCUGUUGGUUCUGGUGCUGUGAAGCUGGUUUCUUUACCUGUUGAGAACUACAAGAGGGAUCGGAGAGUGCUCAAGGGAAUGCAAAGAGGCACUGCUGCAUUUCUUAAAAGCAUUUCACUUGAAGCGUUUGGACUUGGAGUACAUUUGGCUGCUGGGGCUCAUGACCUUUUGCACCAAGCGGAAUAUAUUCUUACUAGCAUUCCUCCUUCUGUACCAUGGGCUGGAGGAAGUAAAAUGAAGACAAAUGUACGAUCUGAUCAGCCUAAAGAUGCCCAGCAAGGACUUCAAAGGGCUUAUGAAAACGUUAGUGAUGGCUUGGGAAAAUCUGCAUCUGCCUUAGUCCGGACUCCCUUGAAAAAGUAUCAGAGUGGAGCUGGUGCCGUAUCUGCUUUGGCAUCUGCCAUUCAAGCUGUUCCUGCUGCUGCUAUAGCUCCAGCUUCUGCAUGUGCAAGUGCUGUCCAUUGUACACUUCUUGGCUUCAGAAAUAGCCUGGAUCCCGAGCGUAAGAAAGAGUCCAUGGAGAAAUAUUUGGGUCCCACUCAGUCAUUGGAACAAGAUCAAUGAGGGUACCCUUGACCAAUUUAGUAAAGACCUGCUGCUUUUGCAUCCAUAAAAGGUUAUCGAUGAAGAGCUUUUUUUGAUGCUUUGGAGGGGGCCAUGUAUCAUAUGUAAGGUUAAUGAAACUGCCGAUUGAUUCUUUCCCGUCAGGACGAGACAAGACGGUAAUUUUGUACAAACAAACUGUAAAUAUCCAAUUAUUCUUUUAAGUUUCAACCCACACAGAAAAUUCCCUUGUAAUUAUCGUGGUAUAAUAUAUGCGUAGUUAGAUUACAUGAUGUUAUUCUUUCAAGGCCUCAAUUAUAGUGGAAAUUGAUUCUGUUGUACAUA
Molecule: messenger RNA, 6593 nt
Organism: Juglans microcarpa x Juglans regia
Lineage: Eukaryota; Viridiplantae; Streptophyta; Magnoliopsida; Fagales; Juglandaceae
Product: autophagy-related protein 2-like
Exons: 15
Coding region: 267-6269 (2000 amino acids)
Biological process (GO): autophagy of mitochondrion; autophagosome assembly; piecemeal microautophagy of the nucleus
Cellular component (GO): extrinsic component of membrane; phagophore assembly site
Molecular function (GO): phosphatidylinositol-3-phosphate binding
Source: RefSeq, a predicted model, not a curated record